GACGAGUCUGAGUGGCCGACGAGACAAGCAAGGCUGAUCAGAGGAGAGGAACAGAUUGGCGACAGGCUAGUUCUGACGGAAAGCUCAACAGGCAACGGCAUGGACGUGGACGAGCUGUUCAACGCUGGCGAGGAUGCCUUUGAGGAAGGGGAGUACAUGGCCGCCUCACGGGUGUACUCGGAGAUCCUGGAGAUCGACCCCGAGUACGUGAUGGCGCUUGUGCGCCGGGCCGAGUGCUUUAUGCACUUGCGGAUGAAUCAGUUGGCGCUGACGGAUGCACAUCUGGCAUGUGCGGCGUUUGCAGACUCGGUCGACUUUCGCGAUCCGGAGCGCAUUGUGGCGCUCCAUACUCUGGCCAAGGUGCUGGCGGCAGCAGAGCACUGGCCGCAGGCUCUAGACGCGUAUGAGCAUGUGUGCUCGAUCAUGCCCGAGUCGGACGUGCUGCGGUCCGAGUGCGAUGAGGUGCGGAAGCGGGCUGAGGGUGGCCGGCAGCGGACGAGCCGGGUGUGGGCUGCGCACCUGAUUGCCGCUGUGUCCGUUGACGGCCGCGAGCCUCGACCGCAGCGGCAGCGGCGGCGCAGGAAGAAGAGCAAGUCGGCCAGAGGCAGACGUAACCGCGGGAACGUGAGCCGCGUCCAGUCCUCACCGUCGCCGCAUGCCUCGGCCGAGGCGAGAUUUACCGGCGAUCGCGAUCCGCUUCAGGACGUGUUGGUGUCCAAGGGCGUCUCGACGCCUUCACCUCACACCUAUCGCCACUACCACGUUCGGGUUGUUCCGUCGCCACUCCGAGGAGGAGCCAGCUCGGCAAGCCCGUCAGCGCCGCGUUCGCCGCCGCGGUCCCGGGCGCUGACGCCCGGAGCCCGCUCGCUCCAUUCUCCGUCCGGGCCGAGACGAAGCGCUCACGGCCAGUCGGUGGUGCGAAUAUCUCCGACCGUUGCGUCACGGGUAGGAGCCCGUCACAAACUCAACGCGUCGGGGCUCGGGGCAUGGCAGGGCAUGCAUGGCGACUCGUAUGUCGCCGACGUCGUCGCCGAUGUCGCUGACGAGUCGCGCGAUGCCCUCGGCGCUGUCCUCCGCACCACCCCGCAUCUCGGCCUGCACACUUUUCGCCAGGAGGUCCGCGCCUCAGUACGGCCCCAGAUGCGAGCGCUCUUUACCACGCAGCUGCGCACUGGCUCGUCCAAGGACACCCAGGCCAUGCUUCGCGACUCGCUCGUUGCCGAGGACGAGGUCGGCAAGACCUCGGCCGUCUCGCUCACGGCCUCGCGAAAGAAGUGA
Molecule: messenger RNA, 1278 nt
Organism: Thecamonas trahens ATCC 50062
Lineage: Eukaryota; Apusomonadida; Apusomonadidae
Exons: 2
Coding region: 100-1278 (392 amino acids)
Molecular function (GO): protein binding
Source: RefSeq, a predicted model, not a curated record